ACUCCUUCUGGGUUUAAGAGGAAAAGGUGAGGUAAGUUAAGGAAGAGGCAGAAAAAGAGGGAAAAAAAACAAUUUGAUAUACAAAUCAAGGAAUGAGAAACGAAUUCCCCGAAAGAACAAGCCGUGUGACCAUAAUUCCACCACAUUUAGCUGUUUUGCAGCUUCUUCUGGGUGUAAAAUGGAGCAGAUUUAGAAGACUCACUUCCACAACAAAAGCCCUUCCCUCUCUCCUCUCCCUCCUUCUUCUCCCCUCCGUCUGAACACUUGCAGGGAGCAGGCUGAGAGACAGAAAACCCAAGGGGCGUCCUGAGUUUUCCGAGAGACCCUUGAAAAGAAGGAGAGGCGGGGUUUCACUGGAGUGAGAACGGGAGCAACAGGAGCGGUAGCCCCGCACCCUGAUGAGCACAAAAAGCCACUGGACUCUAGUGUGUCGCUUAAAAGCUACAGACUGAUACUGACAGUGUGUUUUCAUCAGGGAACUGGAGCUCUAUUUGACUGUGUGUGUAUGUGUGUGUGACUAAGUGUGUACAUGUGUGAGAGCAAACAAGCCUCAGGUGCAGGAGGGACGCUUUUGGACUGUAAUCACCACAGGAUUUCAGCUUGAGGAGAGCCAGGAGGACUGUUUUAAAGACAUUUUACAUCUCUUUUACCAGUUGGGUGUUGGUGGAAAAAUUGCAGGGAGCCAUUGUUUUUAAUUGUAAAGACAUCAAGACUUCCCAGCAAGGGGGAGACACACACCUGAGUGGGCCACAUUGGAAAAGAUGCCUACUGCAAGAAUAAAAUGGCUUUUUUUGACGAGGAGUACUAAGAGCAGCAGGAUGAUUCAAGAUACAAGUUAAAGUCUGACUAAAGUGGAGGACAAUAUCUCAUUUUGGACACUUUUUCUAAAAACCUGGAAUAUGGAUCCUCUGGAAUGAUACGUCUUCCACGUGGGGACCUGCAUUAUCCACUCAUCUGCUUCGCCUUUUACUUUCCUUUCUGACACCACUGGGAACCUACACUUGUCCCUCUUGCAGUUCAGCCACUCAGUGGUGGAGCUCAUUGCUGGAAAUGCCAGAGGAGCUUUUGGUCCUUUUGUGAACUUAAGCAUCCACACCGAAACACUGCGGUUCGCAGGAGGGAGUUCAAGAUGGCGACUGUCCCGCUUUCACUCUUGAUAAACUUCUCACUGGCAUUAUUUCUGGCUUUGACCACUUUGAGCGGACUGAACUUAAGGCUUUCAGGUCAAGCAAUGGCGCAAGUAGUGUCCAACAACCAGACAACGCAACCCUCCACCGUCCCUGUAGCAGCAGUGCCAACGCCCACGCCUGAGGCGGAGGACCAAACGGAUCCAACGGGCAGGAACCGCUGCUGGGGCUACUAUGAUGUCAUGGGCCAGUGGGACCCUCCUUUCAACUGUAAUGCAGGCGUCUACAUGUUUUGUUGUGGCUCCUGCUUUUAUCGUUUCUGCUGCCAGUUCAAGGUCCAGAGUUUGGACCAGACUUCCUGUUCUAAUUAUGACACGCCUGUGUGGGCCAACACCGGACGUCCGGCUGCAACCGUAACGGAGGUCCACCAGGAACCAGACCGGGAUCGGACCCACAUGAUUGUGUACAUAAUCUGUGGAGUGGUGGCCAUCAUGGUACUGGUUGGAAUUUUCACAAAGCUUGGACUAGAGAAGAGUCAAGGAGGACAAACGGACAUGACCAACUCCAGAACUCUGACGGAGCUGCUGAAGCAGCCGGGGGAGGCAGGAGUCGUAGAUGGAGCUGGAGUUCAUCAUCCUAUUGGAACGAAUGGCAUCACAGGCAGGACUCUGCGCUCCAACAAUGCUCUAGAUCACAACCAUCUGAACAACGCAGCUUUAUCUCCCCUGGGUCCAGCCAUGGCUUUGUCUCACCCCCAUAAUAACUUGGGAAUUGGCUUCAACAAGUACGCCUCGCUCAAGACUCUGGACACAGGUGCAAGAGACUACUACAAGAGCUACCCAAUGGUAGAUUACACUCACCGCCAGUCUCCACCCACUUUCCAACCCGUCAACUUCCAUCCAAAGGACAAACCCUUCCUCCCACCUCCCGAUGUCCACGCACCUCUGGCCAUCACCAUCAACGCCUCCCAGGUCCCCAAACCCAAGAUCUCCAAGACCAACACCCACCCGCUCACGUCCAGCUCGGCCUUUAAAGCCUGGGACCCCAGCAAGAGCCACAUUCAGCACCCGACGGCGGCGCACAUCGGCAUCGGGGGGCAACAGCAUCACCCCAUCCAGCAGCAGCAGCACCAGCCGCUGCACCAGCAGAACAGCCGGCGUCAGGCCUACUCCAACAAGCGGCAGUUCAGCAUCGAGACGCUGCCCGAGCUCUUCUCGCAGCCGCUGGGCUAUGGCCACUCCCCUCACAUGCACCCCAAGCACAAGGGACUGCCCACCAACAGCAAGACGGAGGUGACGGUGUGAACAUGGAGGCGGGAAAUGUGAAGACCUCACAGGUUCUGAUGCAAGAACUGACAUCAAAAAGGGGGAUGACUUUGACCGAAUCGCCAUCGGGAUUUACAGUUAAGGAGCAAAGUCAUCUGCACAAACAAAGCCGAGGGGCGGGCAGCCCUCUGGAUUUCUGAAGAUUCCGACAGAGACUUUCUUGCAGGUUGGGGGGCGCGUUUCAAAGAAACACUGAUGUUGUAGGGAGACUUUUUAUGAUUAUUUUCCCUCGUUCAAGAAGAACCAAGGGAUUUCUUGGCUUUCAAAGACUGAAUUUAAAGCAAACUGCAGGUGGAGUUGAUUCUAUGAGACUUUUGCCUCUGUUUUGGACACUGCUUGAACACGUGCACGCAUUUAGGAGGAGUACCCAGAGGCAAAAGUUGUAGCCUAUGAAAGCCACUGCUGUGUGGCCUCAAACAGGACCAAAAGCCUUGAAUCAGGAGAGUCCACCUGUCACAUCGCCACUUAAUCUCUCCUGGUGACCAACAGACUAUGGCUCCGCCCACUUCUCUCAGAGCAAACUGACUGUUUGUAAAAAAGAAAAAGAAAAAAAAUCCACGAUGCAAGUAUUCUACCGAAGGUUAUCUGAAUGCAACCGGGUAGACAUACUUGAGCUUUCACAAUCCUUAGCAAUAUAUAGAUUAUGGUAAAUGUAUUCUUUGUCUUCUGUCAGUUUUUGUACGGUGUUUUUCAAUGCUUGUCAAAAACAUUUACGAAAGAAAAAAAAGCUUAUUUGACCGACAGAAAAUUUAAAAAAAAAAAAAAGUGCUUCCAGAUUUUUGACUCAUGGCUGCACAUCCUUCAACUCCAAAGAUCAUCGAGGGUCUUUUGAAUUUCAUCAUAUAUAUGAGGCUUGUGAUCUUCCCACUUAACAUUUGUAUGCACUCACGUAUUUAUUGGUGAAAUAUAUUGCAUUGUAUUCCAGUGUUUGCCGACACGUUAGCUGAAAACUGAGGAGGGACUGGACGGUUUCCUGUACAGCUUUUGCACUUGCAAAAAAUUGAAAAUAAAAAUUCAUGUAUUGUUUCAUGAUAAUUUAUAACUGGCGGCAAUAGGCUGCUUUGAAUUGCUAUGUUAUACUAUAUGUAUGCUGUACCAUUUGUCUGCUGUGAAAUUUGUUGACGACUCAGCUUAUAUAAGGGCUUUUUAUAGAUUAAAAAAGCAGACUGGGGGAUCUGACUGCACUCAAAAUUUCUCAACAGGUUUUCUUUGUUUUGUAGGGUUGGAGGGAUCAGACUUAACUGCUGUGUAAUAAAGUUUUGACUGACUUACUGAAAUGUCUAUAGGCACUCACAUCGCAUUGGCCCAUGUGUCCUGUUGGAAUAAAUCUUUCGAGAAAUAUA
This is a messenger RNA of Oryzias melastigma (Indian medaka), 3795 nucleotides long. Its product is annotated as protein shisa-8. The transcript is spliced from 6 exons. Gene Ontology annotation, biological process: regulation of AMPA receptor activity; regulation of short-term neuronal synaptic plasticity. NCBI's taxonomy places the organism in Eukaryota, Metazoa, Chordata, Actinopteri, Beloniformes, Adrianichthyidae. The record is from RefSeq and is a predicted model, not a curated record. Bases 1130 to 2431 code for a protein of 433 amino acids. Gene Ontology annotation, cellular component: dendritic spine membrane; postsynaptic membrane; postsynaptic density.